AUGGCCGAAACUGUUUCCUUACAGGAAAGUGUUUCCUUGCAGGAAAGUGCUUCCUUGCAGGAAAGUGCUUCCUUGCAGGAAAGUGCUUCCUUGCAGGAAAGUGCUUCCUUGCAGGAAAGUGCUUCCUUGCAGGAAAGUGCUUCCUUGCAGGAAAGUGCUUCCUUGCAGGAAAGUGCUUCCUUGCAGGAAAGUGCUUCCUUGCAGGAAAGUGCUUCCUCGCAGGAAAGUGCUUCCUCGCAGGAAAGUGCUUCCUCGCAGGAAAGUGCUUCCUCGCAGGAAAGUGCUUCCUCGCAGGAAAGUGCUUCCUCGCAGGAAAGUGCUUCCUCGCAGGAAAGUGCUUCCUCGCAGGAAAGUGCUUCCUCGCAGGAAAGUGCUUCCUCGCAGGAAAGUGCUUCCUCGCAGGAAAGUGCUUCCUCGCAGGAAAGUGCUUCCUCGCAGGAAAGUGCUUCCUCGCAGGAAAGUGCUUCCUCGCAGGAAAGUGCUUCCUCGCAGGAAAGUGCUUCCUCGCAGGAAAGUGCUUCCUCGCAGGAAAGUGCUUCCUCGCAGGAAAGUGCUUCCUCGCAGGAAAGUGCUUCCUCGCAGGAAAGUGCUUCCUCGCAGGAAAGUGCUUCCUCGCAGGAAAGUGCUUCCUCGCAGGAAAGUGCUUCCUCGCAGGAAAGUGCUUCCUCGCAGGAAAGUGCUUCCUCGCAGGAAAGUGCUUCCUCGCAGGAAAGUGCUUCCUCGCAGGAAAGUGCUUCCUCGCAGGAAAGUGCUUCCUCGCAGGAAAGUGCUUCCUCGCAGGAAAGUGCUUCCUCGCAGGAAAGUGCUUCCUCGCAGGAAAGUGCUUCCUCGCAGGAAAGUGCUUCCUCGCAGGAAAGUGCUUCCUCGCAGGAAAGUGCUUCCUCGCAGGAAAGUGCUUCCUCGCAGGAAAGUGCUUCCUCGCAGGAAAGUGCUUCCUCGCAGGAAAGUGCUUCCUCGCAGGAAAGUGCUUCCUCGCAGGAAAGUGCUUCCUCGCAGGAAAGUGCUUCCUCGCAGGAAAGUGCUUCCUCGCAGGAAAGUGCUUCCUCGCAGGAAAGUGCUUCCUCGCAGGAAAGUGCUUCCUCGCAGGAAAGUGCUUCCUCGCAGGAAAGUGCUUCCUCGCAGGAAAGUGGUUCCUCGCAGGAAAGUGGUUCCUCGCAGGAAAGUGGUUCCUCGCAGGAAAGUGGUUCCUCGCAGGAAAGUGGUUCCUCGCAGGAAAGUGGUUCCUCGCAGGAAAGUGGUUCCUCGCAGGAAAGUGGUUCCUCGCAGGAAAGUGGUUCCUCGCAGGAAAGUGGUUCCUCGCAGGAAAGUGGUUCCUCGCAGGAAAGUGGUUCCUCGCAGGAAAGUGGUUCCUCGCAGGAAAGUGGUUCCUCGCAGGAAAGUGGUUCCUCGCAGGAAAGUGGUUCCUCGCAGGAAAGUGGUUCCUCGCAGGAAAGUGGUUCCUCGCAGGAAAGUGGUUCCUCGCAGGAAAGUGGUUCCUCGCAGGAAAGUGGUUCCUCGCAGGAAAGUGGUUCCUCGCAGGAAAGUGGUUCCUCGCAGGAAAGUGGUUCCUCGCAGGAAAGUGGUUCCUCGCAGGAAAGUGGUUCCUCGCAGGAAAGUGGUUCCUCGCAGGAAAGUGGUUCCUCGCAGGAAAGUGGUUCCUCGCAGGAAAGUGGUUCCUCGCAGGAAAGUGGUUCCUCGCAGGAAAGUGGUUCCUCGCAGGAAAGUGGUUCCUCGCAGGAAAGUGGUUCCGCGCAGGAAAGUGGUUCCGCGCAGGAAAGUGGUUCCGCGCAGGAAAGUGGUUCCGCGCAGGAAAGUGGUUCCGCGCAGGAAAGUGGUUCCGCGCAGGAAAGUGCUUCCUGA
This is a messenger RNA of Schistocerca serialis cubense, 1839 nucleotides long. Its product is annotated as E3 ubiquitin-protein ligase HECW2-like. NCBI's taxonomy places the organism in Eukaryota, Metazoa, Arthropoda, Insecta, Orthoptera, Acrididae. The transcript has a single exon. The record is from RefSeq and is a predicted model, not a curated record. Bases 1 to 1839 code for a protein of 612 amino acids.